Peromyscus californicus insignis is the source of this 156-nucleotide messenger RNA. RefSeq names its product keratin-associated protein 20-2-like. NCBI's taxonomy places the organism in Eukaryota, Metazoa, Chordata, Mammalia, Rodentia, Cricetidae. The record is from RefSeq and is a predicted model, not a curated record. The coding region runs from base 1 to 156 and encodes 51 amino acids. The transcript has a single exon.
AUGUGUUACUAUGGCAGCUACUGUGGAGGCCUGAGCUACGGCUAUGGUGGCCUAGGUUAUGGUUAUGGCUGUGGCUAUGGUGGCUAUGGUGGCUAUGGUUAUGGCUGUUGCUGCCCUCUGUGCUGUAGAAGGUACUGGUCCUAUGGCUUCUACUGA